GACAGAGACAGAGACAGAGACGGAAAACUGAUGCAGACAACCAGUGAAGAGAGGGACUCAACUGGACCACGGACCGUGGUUCACGGCAAGUCUGGCAUCAGCUAUGAUCUUUCCCAGCUGGAUGCGUCCGCAGAGGCGCGCGCGUUGGUUGGACUCACGACGAGAUUCGAGGUCCUCAGCUGCAGUGUGUCCCGGACAGGGUAUGAGUUUGUCUUUUCAGAAGGGCCUCGAGUGCAUCUCGACUCGGAUUCCUACACCUGCACCUGCUCGACCUUUCAGAGCAGAUCGGACGUGGCUUGUCCUCAUAUUUUUUGGCUGCUUGAUCAACUCCAUGGCCAAUUCAUCUCUCUACCUCUUCCUCUUCCCUCCGGCUUCCUCCUCUCCAGUGACGGACACCCGUGCACCCUGACUCGCAUCGAACGUCUCCUCGCGGGCCAGCUCGAAACCGUCGCCGUGCAGCUCAACUGGCCGUAUGUGCGCUCCGAGUUCGAGGGCGGCAUGAGCCGUGCGCAGAAAGUCCGCGACAUCAUGUCUGCCUUUAGCACGUCCAUCCUCCCCGAGGAGUUCCGUCCGGACCUCAUCGACGACGACGACGACGACGACCGCAGCAGCAGCAGCACAGGACACCCUCAUCAUCCACCACGGACCCCCGAGCAAUGCGUGGUGCAGGGCGACUUCGAAGCAACGAUGUUCCGACUGGCCGUGCACGACGUCAACGUGUUCGCCAGCCUCUGCAAGGCCAUGCCCGCGGGAGCCUGCGCCGCGAUCUACUUUGACAAAGUGCAGCAGCAGUCACGCAAGCUGCUCCUGGAUUUCGACCGGUCCUGCCACCCAGCCGCCGCUCCUUCUCCUCCUCCUCCUCCUCCUCCGCCCACGCCACGGAAGAUCGAGGCCAUGACCAGCGCCCUCGCCACGCAACUCCAAGAGAACGUCGCGCGCAUCCAGCGCAACCUGGCGCUGCGGGCCCCGCACGGCAUGGAGGGCGCCGCGAAGGCCCUCGUCACGCUACUCGAGGAGAUCUGCCGCCGCAACAAGGACGCCCUGGACGGCGGCAGCACCCGCUGGGGCCGGGCCAGCUUCCCCGGCGAGAGAGAAGAAGAAGAAGAAGAAGAAGACGAGGACCAGCGCAACCUGUACCAGCAGCUAGUCGGCAAGACGACGCACGACGACGAGGAGUGCUUUGUUCUGGAUGCGCUGGAGCACCUGGCGGGCUCGGAUCUGCACCAGUUCCGCGAGAAGCUGCGCGCCCUUCUGCAUAAGAACGAGGUGAACCGGGCGCCGCGAGCUUAUAUCCUCAAGUUGGCGGCGCUGGUUCGCGCCGCCGAGUCUGCGUCGUCGAUGAGUAUCUUGGGGCAGAAACGGCCUGCGACGGCGACUUGUUCCCGGGGGGGGGAUACGAAGCGAACGCGAUAA
Messenger RNA from Aspergillus ochraceoroseus IBT 24754, 1413 nucleotides. RefSeq lists its product as uncharacterized. The transcript is spliced from 2 exons. Gene Ontology annotation, molecular function: zinc ion binding. Lineage: Eukaryota; Fungi; Ascomycota; Eurotiomycetes; Eurotiales; Aspergillaceae. Bases 31 to 1413 code for a protein of 460 amino acids. The record is from RefSeq and is a predicted model, not a curated record.